AUGAAUGGCUUCCUCCUAAGUGUAGCACUUGUCGGGUUUUUGGCUAUUCUACUGAAAAAAUGUCUUAAAAAGCAAAUUCAAGUUUGGGUCCCAAAACCAAUUGAAAAUGGUAUGGAUAAAAAAGCGGGUAAUGGAGUUGAUGGUGGUCCAUCCAAAGUGUGUGAUGAAGGCAAAAGAAGCCAGGAAUUUUCCCCUAUGAAAGAUGAUGGAUGGCAAAAAGCUACAUCUUCGGGAAAAAGUAAACAAAAAGAGGAUCAUGAUACGAACUCAAUUCCUAUUUCAAACAUCUUUGUAAAUUUGGAGCUUGAAACUUUGGCAGAGCAUGUGGAGCUGGCAACCCCUACACCUCCAAAUCAGUCCAAAACGAGACAAAAACCAGCUUCGCAAGUGCUAACAAAGAGCAAAAAAGGUGGAGUCAAAUCUACUCCAUCUUCUGUUGUACAUUCUAUUGCUCCUGGAUGGUCAUCUGAACACAAUUUUGACUUUUGCUCUGUGGGUAGAAUAAUUCUCUGUUGGAAUACUUCUACUUUAUGUGUUCAAAUCUUAGGAAAGUCUGCUCAAGCUCUACAUUGUCUAGUUGAUAUAAGAUCUAGGAGAAUAUCGUUUUUUGCUACUUUCAUUUAUGCCGAAAAUGUUUCUAGUUUGCCGCAACUGCUCUGCAAAUAUAUUAGGCAGCUACACUCUACCAUAUCUGGUCCAUUGAUGAUUCUUGGUGACUUCAACUGUCUUCUUCAUUCUACUGAUAGAAAUAAUUCCAUGAGAGUAUCUACUAAGGAUACUAGAGAACUCCAAGAUCUUACGAUGGACUGCCAUAUUUUUGACCUCCAAUACUCCGGGGAGGAGUUCACUUGGUGUAACAGGCAUACUAAUGGUCCAAGAGUCUAUAUUAAGCUGGAUAGAGUAGUGGUAAACUCUGACUGGGUAGAUGUAUUUGGAGAAUCUCAUGCUAUUUUCUAUCCCCCUGGUGUCUCAGACCACUGUCUUGCUGUGAUCUCAUGUUUCAAUCAGUCCAGACAUAACCCUCCUUUCAGGUUCCUAAAUGCCUGGACUACUCAUGAGAAGUUCCUACCAAUGGUUGUUGAAAUAUGGAAAAAGCAGUAUGAUGGCUCUCCGAUGUUUAAUCUAGUCAUGAAAUUGAAGGAUGUUAAAAAGCAGCUAAAAACUUUUCAUAGAGUUCACUUUGGCAGUAUCUCUAAGAGAGUAAGACAAGCAAAAGAAGAUCUUGGAAGAACGCAACAUUCUCUACAGUUGCAACCUCAUGAUUCUUCCCUGAUGGCCUUGGAGAAACAACAGCUUGGUGUUCCAUUCCAUACAAAAGGAGGCUUGCUUGAUAUGUUUGGGAUUGAAGAAGGAAUCUACCUUUUAAGUAUUUGGGUGUCUCGCUUGUCUCUAAACGAUUAUCAUUGA
Oldenlandia corymbosa var. corymbosa is the source of this 1407-nucleotide messenger RNA. Lineage: Eukaryota; Viridiplantae; Streptophyta; Magnoliopsida; Gentianales; Rubiaceae. The record is from the annotation of a GenBank genome assembly.